CUGGAACUUUGGACCAUUUAUCACCAGGAAUUCGGAUCCGCCAUUGUUAUUGUGAGGGGAGCGUGAACGCGCUGCCACUUUCCUCUUGUGUGCCACUGGUUCCAUCUUCGCGCAAACCUGGUCUCAGCGCCCCGGGAAAUUGUCACUCGACCAAGGAGCAUCGGAAUUUUGAGUCCUCAAAGUUUCAGGCGUACGAAAUCGCGUGGACAAAGCAGAGAAGGUCAGGUCUAAGCAGAAGCCUGGAUCACAAACUGCUGCAUCCGCAAAUAUGGAACGACAUACCGUACAGUCACACUCCGCGAACGGUUCGUCAGAGAGCCGGCCAGAGUCGCCAGCGGCCGACGUGACAACGCCUCUAAACACUCCUCCGCCAGCGCAAAAGAAUGACAAUCAGGAAUAUCCGCAGGAGCAGCAUUAUCUCCAAUCUUACCAGAACCAUGAGCAGCCGGGUCUUAUACCAGUCCCUCCUGGGACAACGAUCUCGCCCGGCAAAGUCGACCAUGGAAUGCAAGCAUAUAACAACGAGCAAAAAGAGGUGCUUCUUGAUCAACAAGGCUACGGCGCGGCACCACCGUAUGCUGAGGACCCAAGCGGAAAACCCAAGAUCCUGGGCAUGCGCCGCAAGACCUUUUGGAUUGUUUUUGGUAUCGUGCUUGCAGUCAUUGUUAUUGGUGCAGCUGUAGGCGGCGGCGUCGGUGGCGGGUUAAGCGCGAAACAUCAUUCAGAGUCACCCAAAUCGUCGGCAUCUGCAGCCGCAGCGAAAGCCUCCGCUGCCGCCGCUACUUCUAUCACCACCACCGCGAAGCUACCCGACCAUACCAUCACCGUUACCCAGAUUGCUCCAGGGGCCAAAACGGUCUCAAAAUCUACUUCUCCUACUGCCUCUGCGACUAAAUCGACUUCGACGGCCUCGCAAAUUCCGGACUCGGGCUGUCCAAAAUCCAACGGUACCAGGACCAUACCUAUUGAUCCAUAUACGAAUAACAAUGUGAUGGUUGAUAAUACUGUGCAACGCUACGAGACCAUUUGCGAUACUGAUUGGCCCUCUGGGCCUUCUUUUGGGAAUCCCGGUGUCAUGGAUGUCUGGGUGGACAAUCUUGUCACUGGGCAAGACCUGACCGAUACCAUGGCUAACUGCAUGCUACUGUGUGCCUGGUACAAUUCCAACUUCAACUCUACCAACAAGCAGUAUGGCGAUACGAAGCAAAAGCCCGACGGCACUGGCGGAGAUAUGGGAUUCAUGCCUGGUGUGAUCAAUGCCUGUCGUGCCGUUGUGCUUGAGAUCAGACCAGAGGGACGAUGCUGGCUGAAGAAUGCCACUGGAAAUUCCACUCAGUACUCGACAUAUGAAGUCGAUGGAGCUGUGCUGGUAACGUGAUAAUGUGUUUAAUACAAGGUUUCUACGACAUGGAACAGCACGACAUUUUUCUAUUGCAUAGUUGAACAAAAACGAUAGCAUCAGUGUUCUUCUUUUCUGAUUUGAUUUCUAAUUUUGCCUUUAUCACUCACACUUUCUUCUAUCAUAUAUCUUUUUCCCUUUUGCAUUUUGUCAUAUUGCAUACGAGCAUCUCAGCCUGGACCACGAUGUACAUGUACAAGCAACACACUUAGAUACCCUUGUUUCCAAGCUUGUCAAUCAGAGACUUAUAAUUCAAUUCAGUUGCACUGUUCUUUUUUGUGUGUGAUUGUU
This is a messenger RNA of Xylona heveae TC161, 1690 nucleotides long. RefSeq lists its product as hypothetical. NCBI's taxonomy places the organism in Eukaryota, Fungi, Ascomycota, Xylonomycetes, Xylonales, Xylonaceae. The record is from RefSeq and is a predicted model, not a curated record. Bases 269 to 1378 code for a protein of 369 amino acids. The transcript has 2 exons.